AUGUCAUACGUUUUCCUAUUCCUAUCACCCAUGCAGAAAGCUGCUCAGUGGCUUCUGCCCUGUCUUCUUCUCUGUGCAGCUUGGAGCUGCUCCGGCUUCACCGAUGAGUCCAAUGCACUGAACUUUGUCCAGAGGAAGGUGCUGCCGCGAGUUGCUCCACCGCCGAAGCUUUCAACAGCCCAAAGUGGACCGAUGGAGCCCUGGCUCAUUCAACACAAGUACAUCUUCGCUUGUCAUCACAAGGCCGGCGUCUAUCUCAUGGAAGACCUAUUCAAAAUUGUCUCCGGUGUCCUUGGGGCGAAGGACAGCGACAUGGGCCAUUGGAUUCAGCCCUGUUAUCCUGGUGCUUGCUUCUUCCCCGAGGCACCGUUCCAGAUCUGGGUUGACCUCUACUCCUACGAAAGAGCACAGGAGGCACGGGAAGCUGCCGGCGCGAAAGGCAUUCGCGUCGUGGGAAUCGUGCGAGAUCCCAUGUCCAUGAUCGUCUCAGCAUACUGCUAUCAUCAUCGGGGUAUGGAGCCCUACAACAUAAUGUUCUUUCCCGAAGGAACCUUAUUGCAGUUGGGUCCCAAGGAAGGGCUCAAGUUUGUUGCAGAACGGAUGCUGACUCUCGUUGAAAACAUGACGAGUGCCUUUGAGCAGCCAUUCAAUGAUACCUUCCACCUAGACUACGAGAAGGUCACCGGAUCCUCACAGGGUUUCGACGAUCAGGUUGAAGAGAUGAUGAGCUUCCUGUUCCAGGACCACCUACCUUCCGAGCAGAUCAGCCUGGUUCUCAACAUCACACAGUUUGUAGAUUUGCAUCGUUUCCCCAGCACGUCCAACCACACGAAUGAUGAAGAGUGUGAGGACGAAGUGCGCAAGUACGUGCCCUCACUGCCCCCAGAGCUCUUGUCACGCUACCGCUCAUUCCAGGAGCGACUUGGAUAUGCAGCCACAUGA
This is a messenger RNA of Symbiodinium natans, 942 nucleotides long. NCBI's taxonomy places the organism in Eukaryota, Dinophyceae, Suessiales, Symbiodiniaceae. The record is from the annotation of a GenBank genome assembly.